Messenger RNA from Peniophora sp. CBMAI 1063, 1620 nucleotides. Lineage: Eukaryota; Fungi; Basidiomycota; Agaricomycetes; Russulales; Peniophoraceae. The record is from the annotation of a GenBank genome assembly.
AUGGCUGAGAUUCAUGACCAGUUCGAUACCAUUUUGAUCUUGGACUUUGGCUCCCAGUAUAGCCAUCUGAUCACUCGGAGAUGUCGCGAGCUCAAUGUCUACGCUGAGUUGAUGCCCUGCACCCAAAAACUGUCCGAGCUCCAGUGGAAACCCAAGGGUAUCAUCCUCUCGGGAUCGCCGUAUUCGGUCUACGACGCCGACGCACCACACGUUGACCCGGCAGUGUUCGAGCUCGGUGUGCCAAUUCUUGGUAUCUGCUAUGGUCUUCAGGAGAUGGCAUGGCAGCUCGGAGGCAAGGUGAAGCAAUGCGAACACCGCGAGUACGGCUUCGCGAAAGUGCAGAUAUCCAAAUCUGGCAAUGGUGGCUCCGCAGACGCGCUCUUUGAGGGUCUCGGUGACGAUCUCGAAGUGUGGAUGUCCCACGGAGAUCAAUUGAACGUCGCGCCGACGGACUUCCAUGUCAUCGGUAGCACGAGCACCGCACCCUUCGCCGCCAUCGCACACAACUCUCGCCCGUUCUAUGGCAUCCAGUUCCAUCCCGAAGUCACGCAUAGCCCGCGUGGAAAGGAGGUCAUCGGGCGUUUCGUGCUCAACAUUGUCGGGUGCAAGCCAUCGUGGACAAUGGAAGAGUUCAUUGGCAAGGAGAUUGCACGGAUCCGCGAUAUCUGUGGUGAGAAGGGACGUGUGAUCGGUGCUGUUAGCGGUGGUGUCGACAGUACCGUCGCCGCAAAACUCAUGCAUGAAGCCAUCGGGGACCGCUUCCAUGCGAUUAUGGUCGACAAUGGCGUUCUCCGUUUGAACGAGGCAUCACAGGUUCACGAGAUGCUCAACAAGGACCUCGGCGUAAACCUGACAGUUGUCGACGCUUCCGACCUUUUCCUUUCCCGUCUCGAAGGUAUCGAAGAUCCCGAACAGAAACGCAAGAUCAUAGGCAACACAUUCAUCAAUGUCUUCGAGGAGGAGGCUGCGAAACUCGAGGCUGCCGCCGAGAAGGAAGAGAAGGAGCAGGGUGCAGCUGCCAAGGGAAAGAUCGAGUGGUUGCUCCAGGGCACGCUUUAUCCGGAUGUCAUCGAGAGCAUCAGCUUCAAGGGCCCGAGCGCAACUAUCAAGACGCAUCAUAACGUCGGUGGAUUGCUUAAGGACAUGAAGCUCAAGCUCAUCGAGCCGUUGCGCGAGCUGUUCAAGGACGAGGUCCGUGCCCUCGGCCGUCUCCUAUCCAUCCCCGCCCCUCUUGUACAACGCCACCCUUUCCCCGGUCCGGGUCUCGCAAUCCGCAUUCUCGGCCCGAUCACCCGCUCGCAAGUCUCCAUCCUGCAAAAAGCUGACGCCAUCUACAUCGAAGAGAUCCGUGCUGCUGGCCUUUACAACCAGAUCGCGCAGGCGUUCGCUGUCCUUCUGCCUGUACGCGCUGUGGGCGUAAUGGGUGACAAGCGGACGUACGAGCAGGUCAUCGCACUCAGGGCCGUGCAGAGCGAAGACUUCAUGACGGCCGACUGGUUCGUCUUCCCUGCGCCAGUUCUCAAGAAGAUCUCGAGCCGGAUUACGAACGAGGUUGCUGGCAUCAACCGUGUAACAUACGAUAUCUCAAGCAAGCCGCCGGCGACUGUCGAGUGGCUGUAG